AUGUCCAACUUCACCAAGCCGGACGGAUUCGCAGACCCUCAAGACCCUAAGCUCGUGGCUGAUGCGAAAAAGGAAGUCGUCGACUAUGAAUAUACGUACACUGAGCGAGAUGUAAUUCUCUAUAACAUUGGAGUUGGUGCAACAGAACAAGAUCUUCAGUGGACUUUUGAAGGACACGAGGAUUUCUCUCCCCUUCUUACGUUCGGUGUUAUCCCCCAAUUCCAUGCCAGCGGAAGUAUACCUCUCGAUUGGUUGCCGAACUUUAACCCAGCGAAGCUUCUCCACGGAGAACAGUAUUUGAGUAUCAAGGCACCCAUACCCACCUCCGGUGAGCUUGUGAGCAAAGCCAGGAUCAUGGAGGUUUUGGACAAAGGCAAAGCUGCUGCGGUGACUUCUAUCGUCGAAACCAGAGACAAGCGUACUGGAAAGCUCAUUUUUGAGAACCAAUCUACGGUGUUCAUUCGUGGUGCUGGAGGGUUUGGCGGGAAACGAACUGGAAUGGACCGCGGACCAGCUUCGGCAGCCAACGAACCUCCAAAACGCGCGCCGGAUGCUACUAUGGAAGAGAAGACCUUCCCAUCUCAAGCUGCACUCUACCGAUUGAGUGGUGAUUAUAAUCCCCUUCACAUACUGCCGGAGUUCGCUGCCAUCGGAGGAUUUGACAAACCCAUCCUCCAUGGGCUCUGCUCUUUGGGUAUCGCCGGUAAACACGUAUACAAGACCUACGGUCCAUUCUCCGACAUCAAAGUUCGGUUUGCGGGGGUUGUAUAUCCCGGUGAGACGCUUGUCACGGAAAUGUGGAAGGAGGGAUCCAAGGUCACAUUCCUGGCCAAGGUCAAGGAGAGGAAUACUGUUGUUUUGGCUUCAGCUGCGGUUACUAUUGCUGAAAAAUCCAAACUGUAG
Molecule: messenger RNA, 903 nt
Organism: Marasmius oreades (fairy-ring Marasmius)
Lineage: Eukaryota; Fungi; Basidiomycota; Agaricomycetes; Agaricales; Marasmiaceae
Exons: 9
Coding region: 1-903 (300 amino acids)
Cellular component (GO): peroxisome
Source: RefSeq, a predicted model, not a curated record